Physella acuta is the source of this 1465-nucleotide messenger RNA. RefSeq lists its product as uncharacterized. Gene Ontology annotation, molecular function: calcium ion binding. NCBI's taxonomy places the organism in Eukaryota, Metazoa, Mollusca, Gastropoda, Physidae. The record is from RefSeq and is a predicted model, not a curated record. Gene Ontology annotation, cellular component: myosin II complex.
AUGCGUUUCGAAGAUCAACAAACAGGCAGGUGGCAGCACGUCCAAAAUCAGAAAUACUCUGCCAUGUCCAAUUUCAAGAAAACCACCUUAGCUGGCGGUGGCCGCAAAAAAACAGGCCCAAAGCCUGAACUAACAGAGGAACAAAAGCAAGAGAUCAGAGAAGCAUUUGAUCUCUUUGAUGCAGAUGGCUCAGGAACAAUUGAUGCAAAAGAACUUAAGGUUGCCAUGAGGGCUUUAGGCUUUGAGCCCAAAAAAGAAGAAAUCAAAAAGUUAAUAGCAGAAAUAGAUAAAGAAUGUACAGGUACAAUAGACUUUAAUGACUUUUUGACAUUAAUGACCCACAAAAUGUGUGAGAAAGACUCAAGGGAAGAAAUUAUGAAGGCAUUCCGUUUAUUUGAUGAUGAUGAAACUGGUAAAAUUUCUUUCCGCAAUCUCAAGAGGGUGGCAAAGGAAUUAGGAGAAAACAUGACAGACGAAGAGCUUCAGGAAAUGAUUGAUGAGGCAGACAGAGAUGGUGAUGGUGAGAUCAACCAAGAAGAGUUUUUGAGGAUCAUGAAAAAAACAAGUUUAUAUUGAUUCUGUCUCUCAGCUCUAACCUUAUUUGAACUUGUAAAUAAAUAUUUAAAAACCAUGAUAAUAUUAACACCUCCCUCCCCCACCGUUGUAAAAAAAAAUCUUCUGUUAUUUUGUAAUAGAGUGGCCUUGUUUUGAAUUUUCUUUUUAAAUUUAUAAUUCUGCUUCGGAGUAUGUAGAGUAUAUGACAGUUACCUAAAAGUAUCCUGAACUGCAGCUUUUGAGGUUUUAUGAGUGGUGAUAAUGCAGAAUCUCAUGCAAAUAGUGAAUGUACAGUAGAUUGUUUUAAAAACAUGUUUAAAAUGUUUUUUCUUUUUAAACUGGCCACUGUAAUAGAACUAUCAGUUUAUUUUCAUUAGAAGAAAUACAUUUUAAUAAGAAAAUGGCAUCCUACAAUGUAUACUUUUUAGAUUUUUAUCUGUGCUAGAAUACUUUUAUUUGAGAUUCAAGAAUUUCAGGAUAGGUUUUUCUUAAUGUUCCUUGAGUAAACAAAAUUUAAUACAUCAAUGUUUAGUGAAUUCUAGUACUGUAGUUCACACAUUCAAAAUUUUGUCGUGUGGUACAUGUUUUCAUCAUAAAAGUCAAGAUAACAUUCCUUAUGCUCUGUUUUCCUUUUUCAAAAUUGUUUUCUGGCAUUCCUAAGUUUACACUAGUUUUAAUAAAAUAGUUAAAAGUAUUAUUUAAAUGAUACUUGUGCUCCAAAAAAUAUAAAUGUGGUGUCAAAUUAAGUACUUUAAGUGUAAAUUUUGUUUUAGUCAUAUGAAUAUUCAGAAAUUAUGAUUGUUAACUACUGAGAAAACAGUUUAAAAACUUAAGUUAAAAGAUGAUAAAUUUCUAUUCAUUAUAUUUUAUAACAAACAAAUUUUGUAAAGAAAUAAAUUAUUCUUGAGUU